Molecule: messenger RNA, 855 nt
Organism: Colletotrichum siamense
Lineage: Eukaryota; Fungi; Ascomycota; Sordariomycetes; Glomerellales; Glomerellaceae
Exons: 2
Coding region: 1-855 (284 amino acids)
Source: RefSeq, a predicted model, not a curated record
AUGGCAUUCGCCCUGAAAUUCCUGCAGUGGUUCGUCCGAGGCGUCCAGUUCGGCUCCGCGGCCCUCAUCCUCGCAAUCUACUCGUACUUCCUCGCGACGCUGCAUAACCACAGCCUACCGAUAUCGAACAAGAUCCGCGCCGUCGAGGGCAUCUCCGGCUCUGCCACGCUGUACACCCUCAUCGGCCUGCUCCUUCUCUGCUGUCUCGCCGGCCACGCCUUCACCUCCUUCGUGGCCAUCGUCCUCGACGUCGCCUUCAUCGCCGCCUUCAUUUACGUUGCCGUCGCCAACAAGGACGGCGCCAAUUCGUGCUCCGGCACCGUCAACACCCCCUUCGGCAACGGCCCCGCCGACGGCGAGCCCACGAACACCGGAAGCGAUGGCUGGACUCACCUCCCCAGCCUGAGAACCGCCUGCAAGCUGCAGUCUGCUUGCUUGGCCGUCGCGAUCGUCGCAAUCAUCUUCUUUAUCAUCUCCAUCCUCGUCGAGGUGGCCCUCGUGCGCCACAACCGCAAGGAGAGACGCUUCGGCCCUAGCCCCAAGAACAACUACACUUCGGGCUCCGGCGCCGGAGGUGGCUUCCUCAGUUCCUUCCGCCGUCGCGGACGCCAGAACACCGCCGCCAAUGAGAACGCUCUCCCCGUCCACACAAGCCCCGACCAAGUCCGUAACAGCUACGCCACCGAGACUACUGCCGUUGCUCAGGACAGCGGAUACCCCAAGUACGAGGGUGCCUAUGGUAACACUGCGACCGCGACGAGUGGUGGCUACGACUAUGGUCACGGUCACGAGAACGGUACCACCGCGCCUCCCGCGGGCUACCGUUAUAACGACGGCACUUACGACAGAGUCUAA